Molecule: messenger RNA, 1086 nt
Organism: Perkinsus marinus ATCC 50983
Lineage: Eukaryota; Perkinsozoa; Perkinsida; Perkinsidae
Product: esterase, putative
Exons: 11
Coding region: 1-1086 (361 amino acids)
Molecular function (GO): hydrolase activity
Source: RefSeq, a predicted model, not a curated record
AUGAGAUCAGCUGGUAAGAACGCACCUCGGCACGACUUGCGAGCGGUCCGAGCCAUCGCUAAUACGACCAUACCCAACGUCCUCCUCCCUAGUGGUGUGUUUCGAUGCAAGCAGUACAUAGCUUUCCAAGAACGUGAUUCGGACAAUCGACUACACCAACCUGUUAAGAUAGAUUGGAUUUGGCCGAAACGUGUCACACCAGAACGGGAUCAGAGUAGUCAUGUCCUCAAGGACUGCCCCACUAAGGAGGAGCUACAGCGAAAUACGGUCAUAUUAUACGUCCAUGGUGGUGGCUUCUGUUUAUGUAGUACUGGCACACAUCGCCAUCUUCUCUACACUCUUGCCUUGAAGACUGAGAACUGCAUCUUGUGCUGUGUUAACUAUCGACAGCCGCCCGAGAGUACACUCAUAGAAUCAACCUCGGAUGUAGAGUGCAUGUAUCGUUAUUUGAUAUCGAAUAUGGGAGUUUCGCCUGAGCGCAUCGCCAUAGCUGGCGACUCGGCCGGUGGCGAUAUGGUCGUACUUGCACUAGUCCAACUCAGGGAUAAACGGAUUCCUCUCCCAGGGUGUGCCUGUCUGCUAUCUCCUUGGGUUGAUUUGACUGAUAAAGUUGACUACUUCGAACAGACUCCCCAGCAAACCCCCAGGAAACUUCCUGGAUCAGAGAGCGUAACUAGCAGAGGUCGACGGAAGUCUAGUGGUGGACGACGACGACGUUCGAGCAAUGAGGGUGUAUCUUCAUACGCCUGCGUUGAUUACAUCCCAGCAGACCUGGUGGUUGAAUUCGCGCAACUUGCAAUUGGUGACAUCUCUGCAGACGAUCCACGCAUCUCGGCCAUGUAUGCUGAUCUCAGGGGUUUGCCUCACAUGCUGAUACAUGCAGGGCAAGCUGAGCUCCUCCUCCCCCAAAUAGAACGCUUUGCAGCUAAGUUUUCAGCUCAGAAGUCGGAGAGCGUCGAACUUCAAUACCGCGAGUUUGAGGAUAUGGUUCAUGUGUUCCAGCUGUUCAGCUUCUGCUGUGGGCCAGAUGAGGCUCCCAAUCGCUCGUUGUCGGAUAUUGCCGAUUUUGUGAGUGCCUAUGGGUAG